This is a messenger RNA of Aspergillus sclerotioniger CBS 115572, 1781 nucleotides long. Its product is annotated as glycosyltransferase family 69 protein. The transcript is spliced from 2 exons. NCBI's taxonomy places the organism in Eukaryota, Fungi, Ascomycota, Eurotiomycetes, Eurotiales, Aspergillaceae. The record is from RefSeq and is a predicted model, not a curated record. Bases 366 to 1715 code for a protein of 449 amino acids.
UCCCACGCGAAGGAUUCUGACGGAUUGGUGUGCUGAUCGGUUGGUCAAGAAGAGGAAAAGAGGAGAUGAUAUGAAUGCUGAAUUGGAAUGGAAGAUGCAUCCAACUAUCGUUGUGAAGAUGCCAAAAUUGAACCGAGUUCUCCGGCGGAUCAAAUCAUAACCCCCGACGAACACACGCUGCCUAAUGAAUGGCCCCACCGCCGAUAUGGAAGAUCCUUCGCUGAAGCUUUUUAUCUCCGUCGCCCCCUCAUGUCGCCUUCUGCCGCGGUCGACCCCUUUCACCAUCCUCAACUACAAGAUGAUGCGCCCCCCUCGAUGAUUGCCUGACUUUAUCGCACUAUACUUCAUGCAUCAAACAAACCACGAUGAAUUUCAAUGUCCGACAGGUGCAGGGGCACCUUUUCCGGUUGACUGUCUCCACCGCAUGUCUGUGUCUCUCCGUCUUACUCUAUGUCUCCGUGGACUGGUCAUCCGCCCAACACCCAGCCAGCCUUGACAUCUCCAGCCCCGAGUAUGACAUCGAUGCCAUCGUUCCCGCCAUAUCGGCCUGCAAUGGCUUCAACCCCGCCACAGUAGCAAAGGCCCUAGAUGAUACCCUCACCGCCAAACUCCCUAUCAAUGGCAGCGCCGUCGACGACUUUGUCUGCAGCAUCAUGACCCACAACAUGACUCUGACCGCGAAGCUCGAAUGUCCCACUGAGAUCAGCCCCCGCUACGCCGAUCUCCCCAUCAAGCCAUCCAGUCUGUCCAACCCCAAGAUCAAGUACUUCUUCGCGCUGGACCUCUACCAAGCCACCCACAUCCUCCUCCCCCUAAUGGGCACCAUCAUCGAGACCAUGCGCUUCCUCGGCCCAGAAUACUGCGCUCUCUCCAUCGUCGAAGGCCGCUCCACCGACGGCACCUACGACAUCCUCGACCGUCUGAAGAGCGAACUCGCCGCCAUGGGCGUCCGCUACUACCUCUCCACCAACGACCUCAACCCCAAAGCCGUCUGGGAAGACCGAAUCAAGCACCUCUCCACUCUACGCAACCAAGCCCUCAAACCCCUGACUUCCGCCGGAGUCGGCAAAUUCAGCCCCUACGCCGCAGACACCACCGUCCUCUUCAUCAACGACAUCGUCCUCUGCGUCGAGGACCUCCUCGAACUCCUCUACCAGCACCAAUUCCAGCAUGCCCAAAUGACCUGCGCCUUUGACUGGAACGCCGGUGGCGGCUCCUUCUACGACUCAUGGGUAUCACGCAGUAUGUCGGGGAACUUGUUCUUCGAAAUCACCCACGACGCCAAAUACUGGCUCACCCAGGACAUGUUCUUCGAUGAUCCCCUGAACCAGGAACGGUAUGCCCGACACCUCCCAUUGCAGGUAUAUUCCUGCUGGGGCGGGAUGGUGAUUCUCGACGCUGCGCCAUUCGUGCAACGGAAACUCGAAUUCCGAGAUCACAGAGAAGGCGAGUGUCAUAUGGGUGAACCGACUUUACUAGCGAAGGACAUGUGGGGUCAAGGGAUGGGGAAGAUUGUCGCUGUGCCGGCAGUAAAUGUGGCAUACGAGUACAAAGCUACCCGAGAGGCAAAGAAGGCUCGAGGUUAUGUGCAUAAUCGCAUCACCAGUGGGAAUUAUAAGGCGGAAAUGGAGCGGAUCAAGUGGGUUGAUGAGCCGCCGGUGAGGGUUAAGUGUAUGCCGUUGUUUAAUAAGCAGUCGUGGGUGGAGUCGACAUAGUGAUUUCUUCGAUCAUAUAUAUUUAAUAGAUGAUAUUUUUAGAUUAGAUAGUAUAAGAGUUAUGAG